AUGUCGGAUCCUCGCCGCGACAGCGCCAUCAAAACGUCCGAUCCGCCCUCUCAGCUCCAGCAGCAAGUUCGUGUCUGGGGCGGUCGAUCCAAUAUUCUCUCUCAGCACGUAGUCGACGCCAUCUAUACAGCGGAGUACGGUGAACCUACCCAGCAGGAUCGCAACGGUUUCCUCUUGCUCUUUAUCGGCCUAAAUCAAGACAUUAUGGAAUUACAGGAAGAGCUGCUUGAGAUUACAGCUGAAGGUGCAGACGCGAUGACUAUAGCGCCUUGCUUCUACGGCCGCUUGAACGUCAUGAUGCAAGAACGUGUGGAGGCGCUGGCGAACGGAAAGCCGCUCAUAGUCCGCGGUUAUCCCCCCAUCUAUCCAGGGCGCAUGAUGUCACAGUGGGUGGAAGAGCACGUCACAGGCGCACCUUCGCUAUACGAUCGGAUUGAAGACCUGCUCACGGCUCAGGUACAGCAAACACAUUCCGAGGCAUUGCCAACUGUCGUUCCUACACUGGUCUCGGUAUCCCUUUCCCCAGCACAUCCUGAAGACGAUGAUAUCGCCAGAGAGACGAAGAGAGGGCGGGAAAAGCGACAAAGGACUCGCAAAGUUACUCAACCCCAGCAUGGAAAAUAA
Messenger RNA from Alternaria atra, 624 nucleotides. RefSeq lists its product as uncharacterized. The transcript has 4 exons. NCBI's taxonomy places the organism in Eukaryota, Fungi, Ascomycota, Dothideomycetes, Pleosporales, Pleosporaceae. The coding region runs from base 1 to 624 and encodes 207 amino acids. The record is from RefSeq and is a predicted model, not a curated record.